UCUUUAGGUUAGGUUUUUAUUUAUGUUGUGCAAAACAAUGUGAUUCUGGCAUGUUACUGUAGUAGUUAGAAUAAGGGACGAUAUUCAUAUUUUAAUUAGUUUAAGUUAUUAAAUUAUCAUGGAUUCCAAAUACGCUUCCGUCGGUAAGGAAAAAGAAAAUAAAAAAUCUUUUGAAAAUAAUAGCCUUCAUAAGGUUAAAAAAAUGAAAUUGUGUUAUGACAAUAAUGUCAAUCCAACUAAGGAAAAUCAAAAAGAAAGUGAUGUAAAUGGUGUGAAACAGAAUAAUGUUCUGAAUAAUAACUCGUCGAAUGAUAUACCUGAAGACAUUCAGGCAGUAAGAAAAACGUUGCCUGUUUAUGUGGUUCGAGGAAGACUAUUGGAGGAAAUAAAGAAACAUAAUACCAUGAUAAUCAUCGGGGAAACCGGCAGUGGAAAGACAACACAAAUACCUCAACUUAUUUAUGAACAACAAUUAGAGAGUAAAUUUGUUAUAGCCGUAACUCAACCUCGCAGGGUCGCUGCCAUAACAUUGGCUUUACGAGUAGCAGCUGAAAUGAAGACUGAGAUUGGAUCUAUUGUUGGAUAUUCUGUUAGGUUUGAAGAUGUUACAAGUCCUACAACUAAGGUGAAAUAUUUAACAGAUGGUAUGUUACUCAGAGAGGCUGUGGCUGACCCAUUGUUAAAAAGAUAUUCUACUAUUAUUUUAGACGAAGCCCAUGAGCGAACUGUAAAUACUGAUAUACUUUUUGGUAUUGUUAAACUAGCUCAGAAAGAUAGAAAAGAACAGAAACUAAAUCCUUUAAAGGUGAUAAUUAUGUCAGCGACUAUGGAUGUUGAUGCUUUUAGAAACUUUUAUGACAAAUGUCCAGUCAUAUAUUUGGAAGGACGGACUUAUCCAGUUACUAUUUACCAUUCUAAGAUGAGACAUGAAGAUUACCAGUAUGCUGCUGUUUGUACGAUAUUCCAACUGCAUGCAACUACACCUGCUAAUCAUGACUUCCUGGUUUUUUUAACGGGUCAAGAAGAAAUAGAAACAGUAUUGACUAAUAUCAAACAAAUUGCAAAAGAGUCCCCAGGACCUCCAAUCAAAGUUUGUCCAUUAUAUGCAGGAUUACCUGCAUCAAAGCAGUUGCAAGUUUGGAAGAAAACACCUCCUGGCAUGAGAAAAAUUGUCUUAGCGACUAAUAUUGCCGAGGCAUCUGUUACUAUUCCACAGAUAAAAUUUGUAAUUGAUACAGGUGUUGUUAAAGAAAGAACGUGGUGUACGAGCACGGGCGCGGAGCGGCUGGCAGUGCGCGCGUGCUCGCAGGCGGCGGGCUGGCAGCGCGCCGGCCGCGCGGGCCGCACGGCCGCCGGCGCCGCCUACCGACUCUACACCGCGCGGGACUUCGCGGCGCGACUAGCACACAAUGCGCCUGAGAUUGUUAGAUGUCCUUUGACGUCAUCGAUGUUGAUGUUAAUUGCAACUGGAAUGGAUCCUAGCACGUUCCCAUUAAUCGACUCGCCACCGAGGGACUCUACACAAGCUUCAUUACUUCUCUUAAAAGAAUUAGGUGCCAUAGAUAAUGAGAACGAUCCUAAAUUGACAAUUCUAGGAAAGAAAAUGACUGCAUUUCCAAUUGAUCCCAAGUAUUCUAAGGUACUUUUAUGCGCUCCGGAGUACAAUUGCUUAGAAGAGGCUCUGAGUCUGGUAGCGGUAAUGUCCAGCGAAAAUGUGUUUCACACGCCAUUACACAAAAGGGAAGAAGCUUUGAAAGUAAAACAAAAAUUUAUAUCGCCUCUAGGAGAUCAUAUCACGCUUCUGAACGUGUAUAAAGCGUUUUGCAAGGCGCCGCUAAAAAAACAAUGGUGUAAAGAAAAUUAUCUGAAUCACAAGAAUUUGUCAUAUGCAUAUGAAGUGCGAUCUCAACUUCUCUCGGUGUGCCAACGAUUAAAUUUACCGAUCACAAGCUGCGGAACUGUUCUGGACCAGUUGUUAAAGUGCCUUCUAUGUGGCCUGUUCACGAACUGCGCGUGGGCGCGCAGCGGCGCGGGGGGCGCGGGCGCGGGCGGCGCGGGCGGCGCGCGCUACGUGACGAGCGCGGGCGCGGCGGCGGCGCUGCACCCGGCGGGCGUGCUGCACUGCGCGCGCCCGCCGCCCGCGGCCGUGCUCUACACGGAGCUGCUCCACACCAAACGCUCCUACCUCGUGACCGUCUCGGCGGUGCAGCCGCAGUGGUUGCAACAGGUGGCCCCAGAAUUUGCUCGCCGCUGCCGAUCGAAUCGGUGACGAUGACGUAAUAUAAAAAUAAUAUGAACUAACGUUUUGCGACUACGUGCUAUGACCGGGUCCUGUCUCCUGUGUCUCGUUAAAGAUUAAUGAUUCAAUAUUAAGUUUUGACGUGUAUUUGUUUAAGUAAAUUGAAUAGGCUCUAUGUAAUUAUUGAAUUGCCAGUGACAUUGAAGUUUAACUGAUAAAUAAUUUCACCUUAUAAGUAAAACUUUAGGUUAAUUAAACAUAUAUUUUUGUACUUUCUCCAAAAUAUAGAAAAUAUAAUGUUAUGUACAUAAUUAUUUUUAAAUUAUGUUCAUAUAAUUAUAUCCUGUAAAUUUGUACCAAAUAUAUUUUUCAC
Vanessa atalanta (red admiral) is the source of this 2612-nucleotide messenger RNA. RefSeq names its product ATP-dependent RNA helicase DHX33 (gene ath). The transcript is spliced from 12 exons. The coding region runs from base 119 to 2269 and encodes 716 amino acids. The record is from RefSeq and is a predicted model, not a curated record. Gene Ontology annotation, molecular function: ATP binding; RNA binding; ATP hydrolysis activity. Gene Ontology annotation, cellular component: intracellular anatomical structure; nucleolus. Gene Ontology annotation, biological process: positive regulation of transcription by RNA polymerase I. NCBI's taxonomy places the organism in Eukaryota, Metazoa, Arthropoda, Insecta, Lepidoptera, Nymphalidae.